AUGCCCAGUCAACUCGAGGAAUUAGUAUCUUUUUUACACUCUCCCCAGCCUGCCGUUAGACAGAUUGCUCUUGAUAACCUUGUUGGGUUUAGUACUGGUCCAACAGCGGCCAUUUUCAAAUAUGACAACUGCAAGGCCAUCGAUGACUUGAAAGGCUUGUCCAAAGAAAAAUCAAAGACCUUAGUCCAACAGUCUGUGACCAUUUUGGCAAAUUUGUGUGAUGAUGAUCAACUGAGGAGAUUAAUUGCUAGUGAUGAGCAUUAUUUAGAGUGGUUAAGCUGGAAAAUUUGUCACCUCGAGAAUACCAGUGCUGAUAUCAUGAGUGUGCUGUUGAGUAAUUUGGCUAAGGAGGAUGCUAUCAACAAGGUUUUUGAUUUCAAGAGAGGAAAAAAUGAUGAACUACCGCCGUUGGAUAAAACUGUCUUUAAAAGUGAUAGAGUCAUCGAUUGUUUGAUGGACUGUUUUGUCAAAGGUUAUGACAGACAAUUGAAUAAAUACGCAAACUUUGACUUCCUGUCUUAUUUUUUUGCUGAUAUCUCCAGAUUUAGACGUGGUAGACAAUAUUUUAUCGAACAACAAGAUUACGAUGGUGUGGUGCCUUUGUCAAAACUAUUGGUUUUCACUGAAAAAUAUGAUUCAAAAAUUAGGAGAGAGGGUGUUGCAUCGACGAUUAAGAACUCUUUGUUUGACUCAGAGACUCAUGACAGAAUUUUGAAUGAUCAGCAGAUUAAUUUACUGCCCUAUAUCCUCCUGCCAAUCGCCAGCGCGAAGGAUUCCGAAAUUGACGAGGAAGAUAUGUUCAAUUUGCCUGAUGAAUUGCAACUCUUGCCCGAAGAUAAAAUCAGAGAUCCAGUUCCUGCCAUUGUUUGCAACCAUUUGGAGAGUCUCUUGCUAUUGUGUACCACCAAUAGUGGUAGAGAAUUCUUAAGAAGCAAAUCGGUUUACCCGUUGAUCAGAGAAUUGCAUAAAAACGUUGAAGAUGAAGAUAUGGCAGACCUGUGUUACAGAAUCGUCAACGUCCUGAUGAGAGGUGAACCUGAAAAUGGUCAAGUAGAAGAACUACCAUCCAGAGCUGCAGAUGAAGAGGAGGAAUCUGACGAAGAAGGUAUAGUAGAAGUUUCAUAA
Messenger RNA from Torulaspora delbrueckii, 1125 nucleotides. It is a transcript of the gene HGH1, whose product is annotated as Hgh1p. Bases 1 to 1125 code for a protein of 374 amino acids. The record is from RefSeq and is a predicted model, not a curated record. The transcript has a single exon. NCBI's taxonomy places the organism in Eukaryota, Fungi, Ascomycota, Saccharomycetes, Saccharomycetales, Saccharomycetaceae.